Messenger RNA from Peronospora matthiolae, 429 nucleotides. The record is from the annotation of a GenBank genome assembly. NCBI's taxonomy places the organism in Eukaryota, Oomycota, Peronosporomycetes, Peronosporales, Peronosporaceae.
AUGGCGACUGAACUGUUUGAGGACAUCUUUGAGGUGCGGCAGCUCAAUCCGGACGGCAAGAAAUUCGACAAAGUGACCCGCGUGGUGUGCAAGGGCGUGUCGUACGAACUGGAGUUGACGCUGGACAUUAAUUCCGACGUUUACCGUCUACGUCAGAAUGAGAAGUUUACGCUGGCACUUGUUAGUACACUCGAUCUCGAGGGGAAGCCGGACGACGGCACAUAUAAUCAGUCGGGCAAGCCGACGCUCUUGGACCGAUACGACUACGGCAUGUACGGCAAGGUGUUCCAGUACGACCACGAGGGCGGCAACAUGGUGGCUAUCUACGCUAGCUUUGGCGGUCUGCUCAUGUGUCUGCGUGGCGAGCAGCGCCACUUGCACAUGAUCCACAAUGACACACGAAUUUACUGCUUGCUCCGGAAACAAUAG